Drosophila yakuba is the source of this 453-nucleotide messenger RNA. Its product is annotated as centrin-1. Gene Ontology annotation, cellular component: cytoplasm. The transcript has a single exon. NCBI's taxonomy places the organism in Eukaryota, Metazoa, Arthropoda, Insecta, Diptera, Drosophilidae. Gene Ontology annotation, molecular function: calcium ion binding. The record is from RefSeq and is a predicted model, not a curated record. The coding region runs from base 51 to 446 and encodes 131 amino acids.
CUUGUAUCCAUUCAUACUUAUAUAUUUCCUUAGGUUAAGCCAAUCAAUUCAUGGAGCAUGUUUCUACUGCGUCUGGCAACGCCAACCCUGCUACAGUUUCUGCCAAAAGGGGGACGCAACAAGGUCGCAAAAAGUCUGGGCCCAAAUUCGAACUAUCUGAUGCCCAAAAAUCCGACAUUAAGGAGGCCUUUGAUCUAUUUGACAACGAAGGCACGGGCUACACUGAGGUAAAGGAACUUAAGGUGGCGAUUGGGGCUUUGGGAUUCGAACCAAAAAAAGAGGAGAUUAAAAGGAUGAUAUCCGACAUUGACAAGGAUUGCAGCGGACGUAUUGCGUUCAACGUCUUUCUGCAACUAAUGACUAUAAAGAUGGCGGAAAAAGAUACUAAGGAAGAAAUACUUAAAGCUUUUCGGCUUUCUCAUUCUCAAAAUAUUUUGCAGUGUUAGUCAUUAA